Molecule: messenger RNA, 2073 nt
Organism: Nicotiana attenuata
Lineage: Eukaryota; Viridiplantae; Streptophyta; Magnoliopsida; Solanales; Solanaceae
Product: ethylene-responsive transcription factor ERF118-like
Exons: 2
Coding region: 720-1706 (328 amino acids)
Biological process (GO): regulation of DNA-templated transcription
Molecular function (GO): DNA-binding transcription factor activity; DNA binding
Source: RefSeq, a predicted model, not a curated record
UUUCAGACUUGUUAAAGUCUUGGUCACUUUUGGUUUUUUCUCUAUAUACACACACAAAUAGCACCUAGUAAAUUUACAAACACACACACACACACUAAAAAACACACCCAUAUAGUAUUGUAGUGAUAGUAUAGUACAAAAGGGAAAGAAGGGUAACGAAAUUUACCUUUUGUCAGAUACUGAGGGGUGGGGAAAUUUUUUAGCCAUAGAUUCCUAAUCUUAUUACUUUGAUUUUUGGUAUAGAGAGAUUUAUUCUUAUUUAUCUAUAAAUAGGAGUAACUGAUCAUACUUUUUUUCUUCCUUUUUUUGGCUGGCUUUUAAUUUAUUUCUGGGGUUGAAGAACUGAAGGAAGAAAAGAGGCUAUUUGUGUAAAGGAAGGGGAGAUUGAUUUUAUGUCGGCAAGAUUUUCAGUGAUUUUUGUUCUGUGUAUGCAACAAAUCCUCUGCUGUUUUCCUCAGCAGAAGAUUUCUCUGUUUUCUACAAAUAUUUCGAUGCGUUUGAGGCCCAAAAGGACUUGUUCUGGUGUUGUGUGUUUUGGUGGAUUUCAUAUAAACCGAUUUUUACAUCCUAUUUUGCUCUUGAGACAACCUCUUACUUGAUACCCCAGAAAAUUUUCCUGUUUAUUUUUGCAGUUUUGACCAUUUAAUCUCUUCAUUUUUGUUUUUUUUCCUGAUAAAACCAAAACCAAUUUUCUGGGCGUAUUUUGAGGGGUUUUGAAAAUGUUUGAGCCUCAGAAACAAACUCAAAAAUCGAAGAACAGAGUCGAACCGGGUCAACCCAUGAGAAAAAUUCGGAUCGUUUGUAACGAUCCGGAUGCGACUGAUUCAUCAGAUGAUGAACGGGUCAAUGAUAUCAAGCCUAAGCUCAAGCGUUUUGUUAGGGAAAUUAAUUUACCUAUUGGUAACAUUAGUUCCAAAAAAGUCAAAGUCAAAAUUCCUGUUGAAACUACUGAAAGUUCUUGCCAAGAUAGCAAUAAUGGUGAAAAAAACCCGAAAAAGAAAAGGGUUUUAGCUAAAACCCUGAGCUCGAAUCAACAGAGGUUAAGUCCAGGGAAAUACAGAGGUGUACGUCAAAGGAAAUGGGGAAAAUGGGCUGCUGAAAUUCGUGACCCGUUUAAAGGUAGACGGGUUUGGCUUGGUACUUAUAAUACUGCUGAAGAAGCUUCUUUAGCUUAUGAAACGAAACGCCUCGAAUUUGACUCAAUGGCUAAGAACAAUAAUAACUCUAGUAGCAAUGUGUCUGAAAAGAGUUCAAACAAUGAGGAGAAUUCAGCUGAGAGUUUGGUGUCUCACACUUCACAUACUUCCCCGGCAUCAGUACUCGAAAUGGACUCGUUGACUUCCAACUCUGAAGUCAAUGACAUCAAACACGACGAAAAGGCGAAGGUUGAGCUGGGGUUGAUGGAGGAUAGUUUAUCAUUGGCUGAGAUUGGUGCAGGAAUUGAGUUUGAUAUGGAGAUGGACUUGUUCUUCGCUGGUAGUGAUGAUUUUGGUCAGAAUCUUGAUGAUUUUGUGGUUAAUGAUUUCGAGGAUUUGCCGAUAUAUGGACUUGAAGGUGAUGAGCAAUUGCCUACUGGUUUGCCUGAUUUCGAUUUCGACUUUGAUUUUGAUGGAUACAAUGAAUCUUGUGCUUGGAUGGAUGAAGCAACUGCAGCUCCUUUGAUGAAUGGAACAACAACACCCCUCAAUAUUGCAUUAUGCCCAUAAUUUUGCAGCUAAUAGGAGUUUUUAUAUUCAUAUAUUAGUAUUAAGUAUUAGGUAAUCCAUAUUAGUAGAGUUUUUAUGUCUUAAGAAUCGUUAAGUUUGGUUCUUGAGACCGUGGUUUUAUCGCUUUCGAGUGAGUUGAGUAAUGUUUACAUUCUGUUUAAGAGAGAUUUUGAGUCUUGAGUUAUCUGCAUUUUGUGUUAGAAGGAAAUUGAGAUGGUUGUUCCUUUGGGUUUUUCCCUUGCUACUAGAGCAGUCCAAAGGUUUAUUUAAUCUCAGUGUUGGUUUAGUCUCAGACUGUUUAUCUCUUGUCUCUCUUGUUUUGAAUUAGGAUGAUAUUAGUAAUGAGAUAUGGAUAUGAACUUUAUGA